Messenger RNA from Volvox carteri f. nagariensis, 3405 nucleotides. RefSeq lists its product as uncharacterized. Bases 1 to 3183 code for a protein of 1060 amino acids. The transcript has 10 exons. The record is from RefSeq and is a predicted model, not a curated record. Lineage: Eukaryota; Viridiplantae; Chlorophyta; Chlorophyceae; Chlamydomonadales; Volvocaceae.
AUGGCCAUGCGGGCGCUCAAAAUGAGCGCGCUCCCUCAGCUUCCGACAGCAACCCGCAUACUGCCGCCGGCGGCAUCGGUGAAGACGCUUUUAAUGCUUGUGGUCCUCGUUAUGCUGACCGGCCACAAUUCCGCGCAUCCAUUUAACAUCGUUAUUGCCGAUGCAUGGGCACCAGCAGCGCACGGCAGUCACAGCAGGCAUGACGGCAGCAUCAGCCGCAACGACGAAACCCCCCACACCUCCCCGGGUCGCUCGCUUCAUUAUGACGCUGGCUCCCGCAUCACCACAGCCUACAGCACCACAGCGGGUGAUAGCACGCGCUCCGCAGUCGUGCUCCAGGCCUUCAUCCCACGAACCCCAGAGCGGUGGCAGCGCCGGGCCGCCGCCGGCGGGCUGCCGCUGCCACCACCUGCCGUACCUGCUGCUCCUGCUGCUGAUACAGCUCGAUCCUCAUCGUCGAGGGUAGAAACACAGCGCCGCGACCACAGGAAACCUCCACUUCCGUCGCUAAAAGGCGCUUCUCGCAGCAGUGUAGCCCGAGAUCCGCAGCAUAGCGGCUCCAUCGAUAGUGCCGAUCAACGCGGGCGAGAAGCACAAGCCCAGUCAGUGAUGAGGCCUCAGCAGACUUCUGAUGGAUCUGGAAAAAAACACGAAUUAAGCAAGGCUGUCCGCCGUCUCGAAGCUUGCAACCACAGCCACAGCCGCAGUACUACAGGUCGUGCGAGUGCCAGUACGCGCGGCAGUGACCUAAGCGCGACCGUUGUUAUUAAAGAAGAGGAUGAAAUGGGCAGCAACGGGAUGGCAGAGGAUGGUGGGGAAUCCAAACAAGUACUGCUGGGUACAAGCUGUGGCAAUGUGGGGCCGGAGGAGGAGCUGGCCGUAACACGCAACGGAGGUGCACGGCGGAGUUCCCCCCAUCACCGGCAGCGGGGCCGCCAGCUACAGCAGGUGUAUCUGGGCCCCCGCAUCCUCUCCAUAAACUCAAUCACGAUGUAUGCAGGCGCUCCUUCAGGCCAGGCCAGCGUCAGCCUGGCCAGGGACCGCAAGUUUCGGCUGACCAAGGAUGGCACGGUGAACCUGGGCGCGGGCUUCUCCACUGCCCAGGCCCUGGCUCUGAACCCUAGUCAGAAUCGCUGGCGGGCUGCAAUCACCGGCGAAGGUGGCCAGGGCCGCCCUUCUGCCGCCACAGCCGCCUGGGUGGUGGUACCUAAGUUCUUCCAAUGCUGCUCGUUGUUUCCCAGCCGCGCCUACUUCCUGAGUGAGGCCAACACGGGCACAUCGGGAACUCAAGCCGCGGGCGGCUACUACUUCGUGACCGAGAUCGGCGCCAAUGCACUCAGCGGCACCGUGGGGGCCUCAACGUCCCAGUCCCAAGCGUCUGCUCUAAACCUGCCCAGCACCAAACCUGCGGUGUCACGGGCCAUUGUGACUCGAGGGGACGAGCCGUUGGGCUUCGCGGGAGUGGAGGCGUUGGGACAAACGAAUGCGCUCGUCAACUUUGCAGACCCGCGGGUCGAGCAGUACGGACAAGUCAUCGCAUAUCCGUACAACAUUUUUACGCCCUGGGACCCCGUCACGUGUACGCAGGUUCUCGUGACGGGCCUGGCCACAACCGGGAUCAACCUGCUGAAAAAAGACGCUAAAGGCGGUAAAGGCGGCAAAGAGGGCAAAGAGGGCAAAGGCGGCAAGGACGGUAAAGGCGGCAAAGAGGGCAAGGACGGCAAGGACGGUAAAGGCGGCAAAGAGGGCAAAGAGGGCAAAGGCGGCAAGGACGGUAAAGAGGGCAAAGAGGGCAAAGGCGAUAAAGGCGGCAAAGAGGGCAAGGACGGCAAUGGCAACGGCAAUGGCGGCAAUGGCGACUCCGCCAACCACACCACCAUCGCCCUGCCUUCAGAGCGGUCAGAACGUCUGCGAGCGUGUGAUGGGGUAGUGCGUAUUUUGCAUCUAUUAGUUCAUCUGACUGCCCUGGCAUGGGCCAAGGUGGGCCAAGGUGGGCCAAGGUGGGCCAAGGUGGGCCAAGGUGGGCCAAGGUGGGCCAAGACGCUGGACGAAUACCAAGCCUUCCUAAAGCGUGCUGGUCCCGCCUACCGCAGCGAUUACAUGGAUAACGGCUAUGGCUACAGCGACUACUACGAUGGGACCCAUGGGCCCGAUGGUGAGGGGGAUGUAAACGACGGCGGUGUUGAUGGUGAUGGCAUGGCCCCCUCCAGCAGCCGAGCGCCGGAACGACCCAGGGGUCGCAUUCCCGGCGGCGGAAGCCAGGAACAGCAACCUACUGUGCAGCAGCCUGUUACAUCGGACUCUAAAGCCAAAGCUACUUCCGGCGACGAAGGCGAUGACGGCAGUCCUGUACGUGUACAACAACAACAACAGAACCAACAGCGCAAUCAUCAGCGGCCACCUUCAAGCACGUACCAGCCAAUCACGCAGCAGCCAGCUCAGCGGCCGCUGCCCCAGUCGGACGCGGCUCAGUCCUUAUCGCCGGGCCCAGCAGCAGCAGCGGGAGCAGAGGAGGGGGGCGGCCAAAGGGAGGAACCAGCUCCCGUCUACCCCAUCUUCGUAGGAAGCGAGCAGUUCAGAGACGCUACUGCUGGUGCCGCUGCUGAGGAUGAUGGCGCCACACAAGGGGGGAGGUUGCAGCCGGCGGGCGGCAUCCUGCCUCGCGGCCGACUGCAGCAGCUCCUAGGGCCGGGUGGUGCGGGGCCAGACGACUUGUGGCCUCCCUCACUGAUGCUCCUAGGCAGAGGUGGAGCGAAGCUGCUGCCCGGCGCGAAGGUGCUUACGGACCCGGACGUGGCUGCAGCUGCAAGGCACAUCACCAACACCAGCGCACAGCAUUCCGUACUUGCGGCACAGCUCCUGUCCCAGGCCGCGGCGCUGCGUGUCGAGGCCGUACUGCGGGUCAUUGUACGGCUGGUCAACGCGGGCUCGCCGUUAAAUGCCUUCAUGAUGAAUGCCAGCAAGGCAUGGUACGAUGGCGCGGCGCAGCUGUCGAACGCCGGUGUAGAUGUCGCGAUCCGGCGCCUGGAGGCGAAGUUGCCUCCUGGCGUGGCGGUCGAACUGCGCCGGCAAGCAGACGACAUGGCUGAGCAGCUGGGCGCGGCGAUUGGUGCAGCCCAGCAGCAACAAAGCAUAGAGCAUCAGCAGCGGUGGGGCUCUGCUGGUGCUGCCGGAGGUCGCUGAUAGAUGCAUGCCGUGACAGACAUACGGACACCACAUGCGGACACCGCUUGGUUGGUGCUGAAGGGCCAGGUCAUGCGACAUGCAUGGGCCGCACGGGCGAGGCAGGUUGCGCUCGUGACGUUAGUUCUGCAUCCCACCGCAUCCUACUACUAAUAAGAACUGACACCUUUACUCUUUUUUAUUGUAUCCUAGCGAGGGGAGCCCAACCAACAGAGUACAAUA